AGUUCAGAGGUGCCCAGGCUCAAGUCCAGCAAGGCGUCAACCCACCCACACCAGCUCCCACACACUGAACCAGGUGCCCAGCCAGCAUGGCCCAGGCCCUGGGACCGGACUUGCUUGUUGAUGAAGGCGCGGAUGGGAGGCCCCAGUGGGACAACAAGUUCCAGUACCUUCUGAGCUGCUUGGGCUUCGCUGUGGGGCUGGGCAACAUCUGGAGGUUCCCAUACCUGUGCCAGACCUACGGGGGAGGUGCCUUCCUCAUCCCCUACCUUGUCGCCCUGGUCUUUGAGGGAAUCCCACUCUUCCACAUCGAACUCGCCAUCGGCCAGCGCCUGCGGAGGGGGAGCAUUGGGGUGUGGACGGCCAUCUCCCCGUACCUGGGUGGAGUAGGCCUGGGCUGCUUCACCGUGUCCUUCCUGGUCAGCCUGUACUACAACACCGUGCUGGUGUGGGUGCUGUGGUACUUCCUCAACUCCUUCCAGCAGCCACUGCCCUGGGGUACCUGCCCACCCAACCUCAACAGGACAGGGCUGGUGGAAGAGUGCCAGAGCAGCGGCACUGUGAGCUACUUCUGGUACCGGCAGACACUGAACAUCACUGCUGACAUCGACCACAGCGGCGCUGUGCAGUGGCGGCUGCUCCUGUGCCAGGCGGCCAGCUGGGCAGUCGUAUACCUGUGUGUCAGCAGAGGCAUCGAGACCACAGGCAAGGCGAUCUACUUCACCGCCUUGUUUCCAUAUCUGGUCCUGACCAUCUUCCUCGUCAGAGGCCUGACCUUGCCUGGGGCGACAGAAGGCCUGAUCUACCUGUUCACUCCCGAUGUGCAAAUUCUCCUGAACCCCCGGGUGUGGCUGGAUGCAGCCACACAGAUCUUCUUCUCUCUGUCUCUGGCCUUUGGAGGACACAUUGCUUUUGCAAGCUACAACCCGCCCAGGAACAACUGCAGGCGGGAUGCUGUGAUCAUCGCCCUGGUCAACAGCCUGACCUCCCUGUACGCGUCCAUCACCAUCUUCGCCAUCAUGGGCUUCAAGGCGACCAAUGACCACGGGCAGUGCCUGGACAGGAACAUCCUCAGCCUCAUCAAUGAGUUCAACCUCCCGGAGCUAAGCAUCUCCAGGGAUAACUACCCGGCUGCACUGCUGCAUCUCAACACCACCCAGCCAGGAAGGAUAGCCCAGUUGCCCCUGAGAGCCUGCAGCCUCCAGGACUUCCUGGACCAGGGAACCUCGGGCCCUGGCCUGGCCUUCAUCGUCUUCACAGAGGCUGUGCUGCACAUGCCGGGGGCCCCUGUGUGGGCUGUGCUCUUCUUUGGGAUGCUCUUCAGCCUGGGGCUGUCUUCCAUGUUUGGGAACAUGGAGAGUGUCAUCACGCCACUCCUAGACAUGGGCAUCUUCCCUCAGUGGGUCCCCAAGGAGGUCAUAACUGGGCUAGCCUGCCUUGUCUGCUUCCUCUCGGCUACCUGCUUCACAUUGCAGUCUGGAAGCUACUGGCUUGAGGUCUUUGACAACUUUGCAGCAUCCCUGAACCUGGUCAUCUUUGCCUUCCUGGAGGUGGUUGGGGUCGUCUAUGUGUAUGGCAUGAAACGGUUCUGUGCUGACAUUGAGUGGAUGACUGGGCGGUGGCCCAACCUCUACUGGAGAGUGUCGUGGUGGGUGGUGAGCCCCCUGCUGCUUCUGGGCAUCCUCCUAUCCUACAUUGUCCUGCUGACCCACAGAUCACCCAGCUACAAGGCCUGGAAUCCCCAAUAUGAGCUGUUCCCUUCUCAGGAGGAGAAGAUCUACCCUCACUGGGUUCAGGCUGUCUGCCUGCUCCUGUCCUUCCUGCCCCUUCUGUGGCUCCCAGCAUCCGCACUGGCUCAGCUACUGGCCCGACGCAGGAGGGAGAACACGCAGCUGGAUACUGCCUUGAAGCUGCAGGACAGCAGUGGCUGCUGAGGGGCCAGGACCCAAGCAGCUGGGGUGGGGAUGGGGACUGCCCAGCCUGUAGCCAUUCAAACCCAACCUCAUUACAUGCUCUGCACUGAG
This is a messenger RNA of Octodon degus (degu), 2021 nucleotides long. RefSeq names its product solute carrier family 6 member 18 (gene Slc6a18). Lineage: Eukaryota; Metazoa; Chordata; Mammalia; Rodentia; Octodontidae. Gene Ontology annotation, cellular component: plasma membrane. The transcript is spliced from 12 exons. The record is from RefSeq and is a predicted model, not a curated record. Gene Ontology annotation, biological process: sodium ion transmembrane transport. Bases 87 to 1931 code for a protein of 614 amino acids.